This is a messenger RNA of Tetrahymena thermophila SB210, 2385 nucleotides long. Its product is annotated as zinc finger, C3HC4 type (RING finger) protein. Gene Ontology annotation, biological process: ubiquitin-dependent protein catabolic process. The transcript has 3 exons. Gene Ontology annotation, molecular function: ubiquitin protein ligase activity. The record is from RefSeq and is a predicted model, not a curated record. NCBI's taxonomy places the organism in Eukaryota, Ciliophora, Oligohymenophorea, Hymenostomatida, Tetrahymenidae.
AUGGAAGGCUGGGUAUAAAUAAAGAGAGGAUGGUUCUGGUAAUAAAGAUAUGGAUUCAUCUCAUAAUAAGGAAGUUUUAAGUAUUUUGAUGAUCAGGCUAUGACUAAAUUAAAGAGAGAUUUUAGGUUAAAAGAUGUAUAAAUUGUACAAGAUAGAAUGAAUAAAAUUAUUAAAUUUUUAUAGGGUAGUAAUGAAUCGUUAUAAAUAAAAACAGACUUACAUGAACUUUGGUAUUAAAAAUUAAUUUAGGCAAAAGUUUAAUCUAUGAAUAUCUCUUAUAUUCCAUAGUUUUAAGCUUAAGAGUUUAUCAGAAUGAAUGAGUAAAGUCCAAACGUUUAAUUGUUAGAAUAAUAAAACAUUAAUCCAAAUGAUGCAGUUAGUCCUCUAUAGCUGGCAAAUACAAAUUAGUAUACGAAUAUGCAAUUAUAAAGAGAUUAAUAUUAACCUUACCAAUAAUAGAAUUAAUUUAGAACUAAUUAGCUUUAAAAUUAAAACCAAGUUUUUUAAGAAGAAAAUAGGCAAAAUGGAUUAUAAUAAUUAGCUUAAAAUCCAUAUUAAUAGAUAAUUCGCUAAAGAAAUGUUCCUUAAUCUAUCAAUCCAAGCAAUUAAAUCUAGCCGUAAAACAACUUAAAUUCCUAAAAUAAUUAAAACAAGAGAGAAGUUGACUAUAAUAUUUAAAAAGAAUAACAAUAACAAAAAAAAGACUAAGGUGUCUUUAGCAAGAUAAAAGACUUUAUAAUAGGUAAAAAAGAAGAUUAUUAUGAUGAGAAAUUUGUAAGUGAACUUAAUAACAAUAUCAAUUUAAAAAUGCAAGCAAAGCAAAAAAUUGAGGAAAUAAUUUUGCCUAUUACAACUUAGACAAGUCUAUUCAAUUACGAGCAAUAUUCUAGCACUGUUUAAUAUAACUUUAUGCAAUAUAUUCAGCUUUAGAAUAUUUUUGAUUAAUAAAGAAAUUCUUUCCCAAUAAAAAUGUCUCUCUCAAUAUUUCUAAUGUUCAUAAUUGUGUUUAAUCUUAUUUAAUGGUAGAAAAAUUAGCUCAUUUUCACUUUUUGUUCUAUAAUAAUAUCUUAAUUAUGUGUUUUCUUUUAACAUUUGAAGUCUAAAUAAGUUGCUAUCAAAUGCAAUGUCUAAGCGUUCACUUCAGUGCCCGUGAAUAUCAGUAAAAUGUAUACAAUCAAUCAGCUUUUAGAAAAACUUAGUUAAAUCAACAAGAAUUUAAGCAUCUUUGAACAAGAGAAAAAUAAAGAGUUAUUUAUUUUAGACAAAAAUAUAGAAUUUCAAUCUGUUUACUAAAUACAAAUUAAAGACUCUAAAAUGUUUUCAAUUACAAUAUUCACCAAAAACUAUGAGUAUCUUGACUCAAUCAUAGAAAAUUUUACUUCGAAUUUUACCUCUAAAACUGGCAUCUGGAAAGAAAGUGUGCAAAGACCUCCUCCUAACUACAAUCCUGUUUUAGAUGUAAUAGGGUAAAAAAUAUGGAUGUACUUUUCAAAGUAUUAAGUUUAUAAAGAAAAUGUAAGAGAACCAGUAAACUAGUACCUUUAUGUGAUUUUUUGCAUUUUAAAAGAUAAUUGGUAAUUUUCAUAUGAGAUAUUUUGUCUAAUUUGGUUACUGCUUAGGUUAAAAAAUCAGUAAGAACAAUUUAAUUGGAGCUAUUAUUCUAAUUGGUUCUUACUUAUUAAUUAUGGAAUAACUUUUACCAAAUUAACCUUUUACCUUGAAGAAAUAUUUUUAAGCUUAAGGACUGAUAUUAAGAAAUAUAAAAAAAUUAAUGAAAAAGCAUAUAAUAAUUACUAUAAAAAAGAUAUUUAUAAGAUAGCUUUUAAUUAAGAAGAGAUUUAAACCUAAGAUAAAAUAAAUGAUUUUGAAGUUUUAUUUGUGUGUGUAUCACUUUUUGCAAGUUUUGUCUUUAGAGACUCCUUUAAUGUGAUACAAAUAAUUUUAUUACCUGCUUUAAAACCUAGUUUCUUAAAAAGAUAUAGCUAAUUUUAUUAAAUAAUGGUUACAGUGCCAUUUGUGAUAACGUAUUUCUCAUAUAAGGUGAUUUUUAACUCUGUAAAGUACACAAUUUGUGGAAUUUUUGCAAUAGUACUAUUUUUCAUUAAAUUGUUUGAGGUUUUAUGCGGCACAAGGAGCAGAUCUGGAAUUAGUUCAUAAAGAUAAUAAACAUCUUAAGUUAAAUUCUUCUAAGCAAGCAGUAUACAAAAUUACUAACAAUAAGAAUGUUCAAUCUGUUUGGAAUAAUACUAGUCAGCAAAUGAUUAAGUUUUUUGUUGUAAAAAUAAGCACUAUUAUCAUAAAGAUUGUAUUAUAAGAUGGAUGAAUUCAGGUAAUUUUUCUGCAACAAGAAAAUGUCCUCUUUGUAGAAUAGAUCUCUUAAAUUGA